Molecule: messenger RNA, 5922 nt
Organism: Anopheles arabiensis
Lineage: Eukaryota; Metazoa; Arthropoda; Insecta; Diptera; Culicidae
Gene: ChT
Product: high-affinity choline transporter 1
Exons: 9
Coding region: 1-1794 (597 amino acids)
Biological process (GO): acetylcholine biosynthetic process; transmembrane transport; choline transport
Cellular component (GO): plasma membrane
Molecular function (GO): choline:sodium symporter activity
Source: RefSeq, a predicted model, not a curated record
AUGAUUAAUAUUGCCGGUGUCGUCAGCAUUGUGCUGUUCUACAUCCUGAUCCUAGCGGUCGGGAUAUGGGCGGGCAGGAAAAAGGAGUCCGGAAAUGAUUCCGAGGAGGAAGUGAUGCUGGCCGGACGUUCGAUUGGGCUGUUUGUCGGUAUUUUCACCAUGACCGCGACCUGGGUCGGUGGCGGUUACAUCAACGGCACGGCGGAAGCCAUCUAUACGUCCGGGCUGGUCUGGUGUCAGGCACCGUUCGGCUACGCGCUCAGCUUAGUAUUUGGGGGCAUCUUUUUCGCGAACCCGAUGCGAAAGCAGGGUUACAUCACGAUGCUGGACCCGCUGCAGGACAGCUUCGGCGAGCGGAUGGGCGGGCUGCUCUUUCUCCCGGCGCUGUGCGGCGAGGUGUUCUGGGCGGCGGGCAUUCUGGCCGCCCUGGGCGCCACCCUGUCGGUGAUCAUCGACAUGGAGCAGGAGACCUCGGUCAUCCUGUCGGCGUGCAUCGCCGUCUUUUACACCCUGUUCGGGGGUCUGUACUCGGUGGCGUACACCGACGUGAUACAGCUGUUCUGUAUCUUCAUCGGGCUGUGGAUGUGCAUCCCGUUCGCGUGGGCCAACGACCACGUCAAGAGCCUGUCCUCGAUGGACGUCGACUGGAUCGGCGAGAUCGGCGAGGGCUACACCUGGUUCUAUCUCGACUACGGACUGUUGCUAAUCUUUGGCGGCAUACCGUGGCAGGUCUACUUCCAGCGUGUACUUUCCAGCAAAACGGCCGGCCGCGCUCAGAUCCUUUCCUACGUGGCUGCGUUCGGCUGCAUCCUGAUGGCCAUACCGCCCGUACUGAUUGGUGCCAUCGCCAAGGCAACACCUUGGAACGAGACGGACUACAAGGGCCCGUGGCCGCUGACGACGCAGGAAACGAGCAUGAUCCUGCCGAUGGUGCUCCAGUACCUGACGCCCGACUUUGUGUCGUUCUUUGGGCUCGGGGCCGUCUCGGCCGCCGUCAUGUCGUCGGCCGACUCCUCGGUGCUGUCCGCGUCCUCCAUGUUUGCCCGCAACGUGUACCGGCUGAUCUUCCGGCAGCGUGCCUCGGAGAUGGAAAUUAUCUGGGUCAUGCGUGUGUCGAUUCUGGUCGUCGGCAUCCUGUCCACCAUUAUGGCGCUCACCAUACCCUCGAUCUACGGCUUGUGGUCAAUGUGUUCCGACUUGGUGUACUGUAUUCUCUUCCCGCAGCUUUUGAUGGUGGUACACUUUAAGCACCAUUGCAACACAUACGGCAGCUUGGCGGCGUACAUCAUCGCGUUCAUGGUGCGACUGUCGGGCGGCGAGGCCAUGCUCGGACUGCCCGCCCUGAUCCACUAUCCGGGCUACAACGAGGAAACCAGCACACAGAUGUUUCCCUUCCGAACGAUGGCCAUGAUCAUGAGCCUGAUCACGCUCGUCGGAGUGUCCUGGUGGACGAAAUGGGUGUUCGAGACGGGCCGGCUGGCACCGCACUACGAUUACUUCCGCUGCGUGGUAAACAUACCGGAGGAGCUGCACCGUGUCGGCGAACCGUCGGAUUCGGGCGAACAGCUCUCGGUAAUGGCGGGCGGUAUGACGCGCAUGUACGGUGCGGCCACCAUGGUCGGCAAGGACGAGCGAAACGGGCGAAUAAAUCCGGCCCUCGAGCCGGACGACGAUCUGCCGGUGGCGGAAGCGCAGCGACAGAUGCAGCAAUCCGCGGGCGGAGGCGGCAGCGUCGCGGCGCAGGGCGGCGUCGUCCCCGGCACUGGACCGGCCCAGGGCCAUACGGCCUUUUGAAACGCGCCCGCCGGGUCCGGCGUUCGGUUUGACUGAACGGUUUCCGCGUCACGGCAGGGGACGGACUAAGCGCAUGUAGAACGCAUUAGGUGACUUUAUUCGCGUGCAGUAUUUGGAGCAUGGUCUCCGCCCUUUUCCUCCUUCCCCCCUCCCCUCAUAUAUUCCCUCGACCUCCUCUUACCUUCAUUCUCCUUCUCAGUGGAGGAGAAGGGAUGGAUAUAAAGUGACGAAUUAUCAGCAAAACUCAAUACAUAUCAAGAAACAACCAAACAAGACCCUACGAAUGGUGUAGUAUUAAAAAGUAUAGUAGCAAUUAAGUGGAAUGAAGUGGCGAAGAGAUGCAAGAGAUGUGAUUUCGAAAGGCAAAGCAAACACACAUACGUAGCUAAAAAGGAGAAUGGAACAAAUGACAAAGUGCGUGUAACGAAUACAUAUCAAAUCAAAUCACUAGGAGCGAACUCUAGCUACCGAAAGGGAAGCUACACGGCGGAGGAAAGCCAACCACCGUUGCGUUGGGAUGCAUGUUCACGAGGUAACCAAUACAUAUCAAAGUACCCUGAAGCUGCAGGAGAAUACAACCUAUAUAGGGAUAAUACUAUACAUACAUUAACGAAAGCAAGCAACUAGUAAAGAUUAUACUUACCUAUCACUGUUAGUUGGUUAAACGCGCCACCCCCCCCCCCCCUUUACCCGAAGGAAAUGUGAAGCGGCGCAGUGAAAGUGUGGUUAAAAUGUAGCAAAUUUUAAUGACCUGUUAGUGGCGGAAGUGGGAAAGAAGCAUGUUGCACGAUAAUAUGAUUAACUUACGUUAUGUUGCCUCACUCCUAACCCAGAUUUCUUUUCGCUGUGCGACCAAACGAAAAGGUUCGUAGAUAGGUAUUGUGAAUCGUGUCGGCUGGCUGAAAAGUGGAUAGUUUCGUCAGUCGCACUGUUGUUGAAUUUGCUUUUUAGUAUCUUCUCAGAAAUGGAUAAGCUUUAAAAGUUUUUAAUCAGUUAGUAGUAGUACACAAAAGAGGGGAAAUUACGAAGCGCAAAUCGCUCACAAAUACCAACGAGGCGAGAACGAGCUGAUGGGACGAGAGAUGGAAACUGUUACGCUUUGUUGUGCAGAUAUCAGCAGAUUCAGUAUAUUUAUUGUUUCCUUUUGUAACACCACAUACUUUUUGUGUUCUAAUAUUCUACCGUACUGUUAUGGUGCCGAGUUCAGAGAGUUUAGUGUACGUGGGACGAGGCAGCGCCGCAAGCAUUUGGACGGUGAGGUAGAAAGUUUGGUGAGGGGAAAAAGCCUGUUGACUGUGACUGGAGUACUGUGAACCGCAGAACCUAUAGAACUGAUACUUUAGUCCGGCAGGCGGGUAGAAGCACAGGAGGGAAGCAAAAAUCCCCAAUCAAAAGCAAACACAUAUCAUAAGCGUAUCCUGAACAACUACAAACGAGCGGUGUUGCAUUCCACUGCAGCAUAUCCAAUGAUAUUACUAGUGAAGGCGAUAUACAUAUAUACAUACAUAUAUACACAUCUAUAUAUACACAUAUGAAUAUAUAUAUACAUACAAAGUCUGCUGGAAAAUGGGUGAAAACUCCCAUUCUAGAUUUCUAGAGCCGUAGGCAGCGUUAAAGGAAGGAAUACGAGCAAACGAAAGACAAAAAAAAAUACACACACAGCAAAUCAUUCGUCGAUUCGACAAAGCAUUUUGCGUUAUGUUUUUGACUAGCUAGAACGAUGCAUGGUUGAAUGAGAUUCUUCUGCAUCUGUCUAUCUGUCAUCGGUGGAAAAUGCAUGGUUUGUUUUACUCUCUCUGUUUCUCGAAACCAGCUAAAGUAGAAAUAUAAAGAAGCUGUUUUAAUAAAACUACACGAAAACUGGGAUUAAACUGCAGCGGCCGCAGCGGCAAUAAGAUAAGACAGAAACUCGAAACCCACACAUAUCAAUGUGAGACCUUCCAGGCGUUCAUACCCAACCUUAAAAACGACUCUCUCUCUCUCUGCUUUCGACGUUGCAAAAGAAACACGUGUAUAGGAAGUAAGCAACGUUCGAAAGUAUCCAUUUAUAUCGAAUCGUUCUCUUAAUGUGCCUCCCUUCUUCCACGGAUUGGUAGACUCUUGAUAGGACCGUCCACCAGCAAACAAAACGAAACAAAGAAAAGCCCAUUUGUGAGCCUGUAAGUGUCCAAGGACCAGGCACCAAGGAUCGGUGUGUUGUGUUUUGAGGUUGUAAAACAAAAUCCCCGUCACGAACUGUACUAAAUGACAACUUACAAGUUUUCUUUGCACAAAUGCUGCCCACUUCUUUUGGGGGUGACUAUGAAUCAAUUCAAUUGCCGUGUUUCUCGCUCUUCUAUCUCGCUGUAUUCGGUUUCAUGUUCGAUUCUCAUGCAUGUUGUUGUUGGACCAGUUCAACCCGUUUGCUCCAACAAAAUCGAUGUUGUUGACGCUUACGCUUUAUGAGAUAUCGGUUGCAUAUCUGAACCCGCUCGGAGACAUUUCCGUUCCAAUCCGUGUCCCACUUUGCGCCCCAUUGACUGUUUUCCCUUUCUUUUGCGUGUGUUUAAACUUUUACUGGCCCGAGGAAACUUUAACGAAGAAGAGGCUAAAAACCAAAAAAAAACAGGGAUACAGAACAAACAUGCUCCCACAAAAACACUCCCCCGAAUCCCCUUCUUGUUAGAUUGUUGAUUGAAUGCUGAAAUGAGAAACUAUAUACUUAAACUAAAUUAAAGGUAAACGAUAAAGCAAACGUUACAAAUGUUGUUCUUAGCUGUGCUACUACUUAAUAUAAGCGUACAUUUGAUUGCAGACCACUGGAACAUAACGCUGGAAUGGGAUGAACUUUGUUUGACAAAACUGUUUCCACUAAAUUGUUGAGCUCUGUUGGGGUUGGGGCUGAAAAAGCUGAAUGUGAAGAAAGCACGUGGAACAUGACAGCAUGACAAAAACAAAUAAAAAACUACAAUUAAAAAUGACACAUUACUGUAAGGUGAAGAGAUGAAGUGAUUGGUAGGAAAUGGAAAAGUAAAACGAAACUGCAAGCAAACCAAAAUUACUUAAAAACGUACAAUAGCAGACAAAAGAAAGAAAGAAAGAAAGAAAGGAAAACAAAACAAGCAAAUAAACUCAUAAUCGUUGUUAAUGGGUAAGCAUCCAUCCGAAAGCGGGAAACUCGAUACAUAUCGUACAUGCCUAUAAAUAGCAGCAUACACACAUACAAAAACAACCACUCACACACAUACACACACACACCAGUGUUAAUAAUAGUUGAUUGUAGGGUUGCAAAGCAAAUACCAAAAAAAAUUAGGUGCAUAUAGUUAAAAAAUUGCGCCAAGCGUUACGCAAAACCCCAAAAUACUGCAACACGCUUUGGAACGAACUUUCGGACAUGUGGGUAGCUGCUGUCAGUGAAGUGAAGGAAUGGUAAAAAUGCUGAUGUAGUAACCAGCAACAGAUGCAUACAUAUCAAUUGUUAUCCGAGAGCUUCAAACACUAAUAAACGUAACGGAAAACAUAAACAGGAAAGAUCAACUUACUAAACGCUUGAGUAUCACAUUUGUUUUAUUGUUUUAUUCACAUUUUUGCUAGCUUGUUCGUACGAUUAUGUGAUCUUGACUGUAUCAUUUUUAGCAGAAAUUGAUAAACUUUUCUUUUUAAGUUUAAUUUAUCAAUCCCAAAGGAAGCAUAAUUGUGCUUCUUUUAUUGUUUAGUAUAUUAUCCUUUCUGAAUGAAAGGUCCCUCGCUUGAUAGUCCGUUACACGUACCACACAAAAGGAAAGCAUUUAUUGAAAGUAGCUAAAGGGGAUGAUAGUAAAAAUAAAACCAAAAAAAAACAUAAACAGAAAAAUAGAUGUACAUGUACUUUAAUAGAAGUUAAGCUAAGUUAUACACAACAUGUAUGUAAAUGUAGAAGAAAAACAAAAACAAACUAUAAGAAAACACAAAAGUUUAAACUAUAAAAAAGAACCCUAGAACGGAAGGACUGAGUCAGUAGGAAUGAUCAAAGCAGGCGAAAGGAUAAAAUCAUUAUCACGGAAGUGUGCAUGUAAAAGUAACUUACUUGGUGAGCAUCGGGGGUAUGCCUGUGGUAAAUAAAUGUGUUGGUCAGUUCACAUUGCGUUUGUGGAUUGAUUGUGGAAUAAA